Zootoca vivipara (common lizard) is the source of this 1146-nucleotide messenger RNA. RefSeq names its product V-set and transmembrane domain containing 2 like (gene VSTM2L). Gene Ontology annotation, cellular component: membrane. Lineage: Eukaryota; Metazoa; Chordata; Lepidosauria; Squamata; Lacertidae. The record is from RefSeq and is a predicted model, not a curated record.
GAGACGGGCGGCGGACGGACGGACGGAGGGGAGGAGGAGGAGGACGACGAAGAAGAUGGGGGGCGCCUUCGGCCUGACCCUGGCCCUUUGCCACUCCGUGGGACUCUACCUGCAGCUCGGAGCCUCCUCGCGGCCCCCGCAGUGGGAGAACCAGAUCUCGGGCAACGCGUUUUUCACAGAGACCCCCCAUGACAUGACCGCCCGGGCUGGUGAGGACGUGGAGAUGGCCUGCUCCUUCCGUGGUAGCGGCUCCCCUUCGUACUCGCUCGAGAUCCAGUGGUGGUACGUGCGCACUCACAAAGACUGGACGGAGAAGCAGAACUGGGCCUCCAACCAGCUAAAAGCAUCUCCACAGGAAGAACCCGGGAAGGAGGCGACAAAAAUAAGCGUCGUGAAAGUGGUCGGCAGUAACAUCUCCCACAAGCUGCGGCUCUCUCGGGUCAAACCGACGGACGAAGGCACCUACGAGUGCCGCGUCAUCGACUUCAGCGACAGCAAAGCCCGCCACCACAAAGUGAAGGCCUACCUGCGGGUGGAACCAGAGGAGACCACCGAGCCCCACCGCCACAGCUCCCCCACUGGGAACCUGCAAGACACCCAGCUGCUGGGCUUGCAGCUCUCCGACCACAGCAAACUGAGCGGCUCCCACCCACACCACCAGCACCACAAGCCAGGCAAGGAGCUCAAGAAACGCUCCGUGGACGAUGCGUCCUGUGCCCUCUAGACUGGGUUGCGUCCCAAGUUGUGGUACUGAAUGGCAUAAAUGGGGUUUCUUCCCUCCUCCACCCCCACUCUUCCACACACACACACGCACAUGUACACACACAUGCACACCCACCUGCCCCAUCCCACUGGGUGGUGGGAACAUGACAUCCCAGUGGCCAGCCCGUAUUUGGGCCAGGUUGCUGAGGAACCGAUGUAAAACGAAUGCCACAAACUAGAGUCACCCCGUCCGCAUGAACCUCAUUGUCAGCAUCCCUUCCACUCGGCCAUAUCGAUAUGUAUUUUUAACAUUCCUUUCUAACUAUGAAUUUCUCCCCUUGAAUGGACAAUGGGCUGCUUCCGGGACUCCGGAGACGAAAUGGAGCCGCUCCAGGGUGGAUUUAAAUGGAGGGAGCCCAGUUGGCUGGGUUACACUGUCCUGGC